This is a messenger RNA of Rhineura floridana, 5329 nucleotides long. Its product is annotated as KIAA0586 ortholog. Gene Ontology annotation, biological process: smoothened signaling pathway. The transcript has 35 exons. The record is from RefSeq and is a predicted model, not a curated record. Bases 176 to 5098 code for a protein of 1640 amino acids. Gene Ontology annotation, cellular component: centriole; ciliary basal body. NCBI's taxonomy places the organism in Eukaryota, Metazoa, Chordata, Lepidosauria, Squamata, Rhineuridae.
GCUUUCCGCGCAUGCGCCCUCACUUCCCAGGCUGCCUUUUUUUAAAAAAAGGAAGGGGUUGGGCUAAAUUUGUCAGUUUGGAAGCGGCGGGAGUCCUAGCUGUGUAGGUGCGGCCGUUGCUAUGACAACCGGUGUUUUCCGGAGCAAGAAUUGAAAGCUGUGCCAUGAGCUGUUAAUGGAAGUGGAAGAAACUUCUGCCUUUAGCGAGAGUUCUUCGGGUAGUCUCACUGCUGGUGAUGUUCUCAUCCGCUCCACCAGCUUCCACAUGAAAAAGAAAUCCCUUGAAACUCAAACAGCAGCAUUUGCUGACAGCAGGCCUGCUGCUUGCUCUAAGAGAAGGAUAUGCAUUUCAGCAAAGAAGCUUCGGGAAGUGCCUCCACCCUGUCGUCCAGGACGUGCUGCCUUAAUCGAUGAUGGCACAGCUUACAUUCCACCAGCCUUGUCGGCCAACAAACCUGCAUCUCAUAAGCCAACAGCAGUAACUUCUGAAGAUGUAAUGGAGGGUGGUGUAAGCAGGUGUACUGGUAGACAUUCAGAAGUGCUGUCACCUACAAAAGAUACAGAGCUCUCACAGUUACCUCCAAAGACUGUUUUUGCUUUUGCGUUGCUGAAGGACGACCACCGCCAUAGAUGUGAUUCAGCAGUUUCACAAUAUUCUCACUCUGAAGUUAUUACUGGCCAACUGAAAUAUGUUGAAAAGGGUUAUUCAAAUGAAGCUGUAACAUACAUUCCUUCAGAAGUAAAAGAGGAUACAAGCAAACAAAUAGCAGCUGACAUGUUUAUCUCCCAGUAUGAUACUGGACAGAAGGCGGCCGUAAGAGCUGUGUUCAAGCAGAGAAUUCAAAAUGUUCCUGUGUUUAAAGAGGUGAAGGUUCAGCUUCUUCAUAACACAUGCCUUGACAAAAAGGACAGUAGCAAGUCAACACAUAGCGAGAUGGAUUCCGUUACAACCAUUGCAGCGGCAACAGCAGCAGCCAUUGCUUCUACAGCCCCACUUCUCAAAGUCCAGAGUGACUUGGAAGCAAAAGUGAGCUCUGUUUCCGAAAUGCUGAACAAGUUACAGGAGACAGACAAGCAGCUGCAGCGUGUUGCAGAGCAGCAAGUCAAUCUGAAGGCUCAACAGCUUGAAAGGCCUCCUUGCCAGCAAAGAGUCAGUGAUCUUGAGAAACAGAGGAAUUUGUUCAUGGAGCAGCGAAUUCAGCAUCUGGAAAACUUGCAGCAGCAGCAAAUGAAUAUUCAGUCCCAUUUAAUUAGCUCGGCAUUGAAUUUGGGUGGCUUCCAAGCUGUCAACGCAGCAACUUCCAAAGCAGGGGCCAAGCAUGCCAUGAAUGCAGGGAGGCCGCCUACUGACCAAACCGCCACUCGCCAGCAGGGUUUUUCUUCUUCAAAUGCCGUGCCAGCACAAGCAUGUUCUCAUCAAUUUGAAAACUCUGGUAUUCGAAGGCAGAAAUCUCCUCUGAAGACACCAGCACCACGGAGGUAUGCUCCUGUGCCAGUAUCUAAAGAUGCUAAAAUCUCACAGAAAAUGUCAAAGAGAGAACAGCCUGUUGGAGAAAAAGAGAAUGUGCAACAGUCAACUUAUGGAGGAACUCUGGGUGGAGGGAGACUCCUGGAGCACAUCCUGAAUUCUCAAGAAACCCCAUUGAGCCAGAGAGCAUCUUCUUGGAAGGACCCAAGGACUGACAGUGUAAUGCCAUGGGGUUUUGGAAAAGAGCACAGAUCAAAUAUUCUGCAGACAGAGCCCUUUCCUGCAUUUAAAGAUCCCAAUCCAGUUGAGAGAACUGUUAAGAAAGCGGACGAUGUGCUACAUGACCUUGGACAACUGAAGAGGGAAAUGCAUGGCAUCCUGCAGGAUGCAAAGGAGUGGAAAUUGGACAUGAAUAGUUUUAUGAAGGCAACGUCUCACUUGGGAGAAGCCACCCGACUGAAGGAUCAGCUGCCUCCACAUCAGUCUGCCUGUUCGCUUAGGCCAUCGUCGGAGGCUAUUCUCCGGGUUUCUGCACCAAAUGAGCAAAAAGAUCCUGUUGCCCCAAGUCUUACUGAACUCCAGCAGCUUUCCAAGUCAUCUGUACUCCAGUCAACCAAGGUGUCGAAAUCCAUACUGAGGGAUGCUGAAAAGAUCCUCAGAGUUGUGCGCAAGAAUAAAAAGCUCCUUGAAGAAAACCUGGAAGCCAUUAUUCGUGCCAAGGAUGGCAAUGCCUUGCAUGCCUUCAUUGAUGAAUUGACUGCAGAGAGAGAUGUCCUAGAGGAGAUACGGAUCAGGAAGACUGUAGACGAAUGGAUUAAGACAAUCAGCAUGGAAAUCCAGGAUGAAAUGGCAAGAAAGGACAGCCUCAAGACCCAGCAGACCAAUAAGAUGAUGAGAGCCAGCAGAGAAACAAAUGCAAAAUUCCAGUACCCCCAGAGAAUCCCAGCUAAAAGGCACUUGCCUGCCACAAAACCCAUUCCAAAGCUAAUGGAUAAGGGGCCUCUGAAAGGAAGGAUGGGGGCACAAAAUGAAGAGUAUCUGUCUCAGGUAUACGGCAGGCCAAUUUACCAGGGUCAUAGGAGCACACUUAAGAAAUCCCCAUAUCUAAGGUUCAACUCGCCAUCUCCCAAAUCAAAGCCUCCAAGACCUAAACUGAUAGAAAGUGUUAAAGGUACAAAAGUAAAAUCGGCAAGGACGCAAACUGGUCCCUACGUACGCAGCAAAGGCACCAGUCCUAAAAAACCAUGUCCAGGAUCUGCUUCUCAUCAGGAACUCCAGUAUCUCUUCAGCCCCACCAAAGAAACCUCCAAUCUCUCAGGUCCUCUUGAAGGCCAUCUCAUUCCAAUGGCUAUUCCAUUAGGUCAAAAACAAAUCGACAGUAUCUUACCUCAGCCUGCAAGAAUAAGGACUGGCGAAUUCCAUCCUGUUACUGUGACAACUUCUGUUCCUCCUGCUCCUUCAAAACCACAGCUAAAGAUAAAGAAACCCAACAUUGCAGUAAUAGAGAUGAAAUCAGAGAAAAAAGACCCCCCCAGAUUGACUGUGCAGGUGCUGCCUAAUGUUGAUAUUGACAGUAUUUCAAGCGACACCAAAAGCGUCAGCCAGAUUUCCUUAACACCCCUUCCUUCAAAGGAGGCAAUACAGACAACUCCAGAAAGCAGUCUGCAACUUCCUGGUGCCGACUUUGUUGAUGCCACUGAUGUCAGUCAGGAUGAAGGAGAUGAUGAUAUCCCAGAAUUCUCUGAGCCAGUCCUAGAGUUCAACAGGCAAGGAGAAACUGCCUCUCCAAAAUAUAAUGGUCCUCCAUUUCCACCUGCUGCUCCUCCUGCUCAGCCCACAGCAGACAUUCUGGAUGAGAUCAUAGAGAGGCGGGAGACCCUGGAAAACAAGCUGGUUGGUUGGGUGGAACAAGAAGUAAUGGCGCGAAUCAUCGGUGGGAUGUAUCCGCCCCAGAAAGAGGCCGUGCCCAACAUAAGCGCUUCAGAGAGUGAGGACAGCCAAGGUGUGUCUUCAGACAUCGUUGAAGCAGCAGGUACCAAGGGGUUUCGGUUGUUUGUUGAUGCUGGUCUCCCGGUGGAUUCAGAAAUCAUAAGACGUUUUGUGAACGAAGCACUUGCUGAGACGGUAGCCGUCAUGCUGGGUGACCAAGAAGGCCACGAGGCAGUCUCUACUACAGUUGUUCCUCAAGCUGCAAGACUCUCGCUGGAAAAGGAAACCAUAUUAUCUACUCCACUGGCCACUCCUGAAGCCACACCGCCUCAGUCUCCACCACCUCCAAGAGAGAAAUCUCCAAUAAGAACUCCAGAGUCCUCUCCAUCUGUUACUGAAAUUGACGGAGACAUUGGUCGACAGCAACAAGCAAUGGCAGCAGGAUCCCAGGCAGCAGCUGUUAGCCCAGUUUAUACCCCGUUGGCCACCCCUGUGGUUUCACCACCAAGAGUAGCUACGCCCAGCCCUCCUGUCUCUGAGCAUGCCCCGGGCACAGGAAGGCAAGAGCCUCCAAACGCUUGGGGAGAUGUGGAGCUUCCUCUGGAAGAAGAGAAGCCCAGUCUGCAGAGUGAAGAAGGGGGCUUUCAUCCCAGAGCUGUCAUUAUGUCUGUGGCUAAACACGAAGAACCAGACACUUUGGUUUUGCCAGCUCCUCAUGAGCCAACGGAGCCCCAUGAUCCACCCCUUCAGGAGCCCAGGGUUCCAUCUCCUUCUGUGCACACACCUACUUCUGGCACUUCCACAGAGGAAAGCAGUCUGACCGCCACUGAGACUGGAGACAGGCCAAUCUCAGAAGGAGAAGUUCUCUUCAGUUAUGGACAGCUGCUGGCUGCAAAAGCUUUUGCAGAGGGAGGACUGUCUCUUCCAAAUCUCAGUGACAGUUUGAUCAGCACUCUUCAUGAUGCGCGUGAGAUGGAUUAUGAUCCUCCAAGCGAAGGGCAGGUGUUGCAGAGACCCCACAAAGGAUACCACAGAGACCCAGUCCUCUCCCUUUUUUCAGAACAGAGCCAAGUACCACUUGCUUCCGAAGAAGAGAUCUGCCAGAGAGAGAACAUGGACGACAGCGCUGGGGAACUUAGUGAGGGGCAGCGGCCGAGGCUGACAAAAGCUGCUGAAAGUAUCCUAAUGGGGCAUUCUGUUUAUGUGGACCAGCCUGCCAGCCCGGUUUCUAAAAGGCCACCUCGGCGUGCACCAUCACCGGGGCAAUGUGACAGAGUUGCAGGAGAAGUUCUUGGAGUUGCUGAUGUUACGCAUGGGCCGAUGAGCAUGGCUGAACUGGAUCGACCGGUUUCUCCAUCAGCACAGGGAGAUAGCAAUCUGGCACCUCGUUUGGACGACCUAUCCCAGAAACAAUACCAAGAGACUCAGCAAGCAAGACUAGCAAAACCUAGAGUCAUCUGUGUGAAACCCAAAUCUGAAAUCACACAGCAGCAAGAUUUCCAAGUAGACAUGGAUCGGACUCAGGUUGAGCCCAAUGUGUACCUUCCAUCGUUGCUUUCAGGGGGGGAAACCAUGCCCCAUUUAAGCUCUCUGCCUGUUCCAGCAAAGAUGUCUGUGAUGGUACCAUCCGCAAAUAUAGACGACCGGAGCUUAAGUCCUAUCCAUGGGAGUUCAGACUCUUCUGGGGCAGAUACAUUUUGAAGUGUGCAUAUGUAUUUGUGUACCCAGACACAUGAGCUGGGAAAGUGGAGUGUUGACAGCUGUUUGUGUGGAAACAAUAUAAGGUGCAGAAAUGGCAUCAACCACAUGUUUUGACAUUGAAUCAGCUCGUUUUUCAUCACCAUAAUCUUUGUACGUGUCUGUGUGUGUGUUUCUUACAUGUGAAUAUGUACUCUAUUUUUUUUAACAAAUUAAAUAUUUUCUUUUUUAAAU